Molecule: messenger RNA, 694 nt
Organism: Styela clava
Lineage: Eukaryota; Metazoa; Chordata; Ascidiacea; Stolidobranchia; Styelidae
Source: RefSeq, a predicted model, not a curated record
AUGAGGUUUCUUUAUUGUCAUACUCUUGUCGCUCAUGGUGACGGCGGCUACAAUGCUAAUGUCACCUCUGUAGGUGGCUUAUACGAAGAAUACAGUGGUUUCGCAUGGAGAGCCCCGUACUGGAAAUUGACGAUCGGAACACUUGCAAUUGAUGAUGAUUGCAUUCCGAAGUUUAUGUUCUACGCAAGAGCUGCUCCUUCAACGACAUCACCUUUAACUACUGUCGUACCGUCAACAACAUCGUCAGCAACAACAACAAACCCAGUUCCAUGUACUGAUAUGAAAGAGUCAUGCAGUACUUGGGCAGCAGAUGGUGAAUGCCGAAAAAGUCCAGAUAUCAUGUUGGUCCUUUGUAAGAAAAGUUGUAAAGCCUGUACAACCAAGCCACCUGGUAAACUCACCAGACAUCUAUCAGUGUUGAUUGAACUGCCCUUUGAGUUGAACGCAGGAACAACCACAACUAAUCCACCAAAAGCCUGCGUCGAUGAGUACUCUUCUUGUUCGAAUUGGGCUAUGCUCGGUCAAUGUGAAAGGAACCCCCGCUAUAUGAAAGACACAUGCAGAAAGAGUUGUCGAGAAUGCUGGGGCUCCACUUACUGAUCAUACUGCUCAACUAAUGAUUAUGUUAUUCGAAUUUGCAAGAAAGCAUGCAACGGAUGUUAAUUUGAAUAUAUUUUAGUGAACAAUGAUAACU